Messenger RNA from Cotesia glomerata, 506 nucleotides. RefSeq lists its product as uncharacterized. The transcript is spliced from 2 exons. Bases 147 to 449 code for a protein of 100 amino acids. NCBI's taxonomy places the organism in Eukaryota, Metazoa, Arthropoda, Insecta, Hymenoptera, Braconidae. The record is from RefSeq and is a predicted model, not a curated record.
AUAUAGUUUCGUUGUCAAGGAUAUUUAAGUAACUACCUAAAAUGAGGAUAUUAAAUAAUUCAGUAAUAUGAAAAAACUACCACAUAAUCCGAUCCGACUACUAGAGUGAUUUAUACUUAACUGUCAAUUUAAAGUGAAAUUAAAAAAUGCCGAUUGCUAGAACCGCUAACACAAAUAUAGAUCUAAUAUUAUGUCAAAGAAAAGCUUAUGAGCGCCAUCGAAAACGAGUUAAGUCAGCAACUUCGGCUAUUGAUAUGAGUCCUCCUAAGCUUAUACCACACGUUCUAAAUGAUGCUAAGAAAUUACAAUUGCAAAAAGAAAGACAAGCACAAAUCGUGAAAGAUAAUUUCAUUCUUUUGAAACAUCUUCAGAGCAUAAUGAGUGGUGGUAAGAAGAAAAAAGUGUUCAGUCUCACUGAAAAGAAAUCAGAGUGUAUUCGAUUUUAUUAAUUAUAUUGGCGAAAAGAUGUAUGUUUUACUUUUUUUAAAUAUAAUAUUUUAUGAAAA